Molecule: messenger RNA, 780 nt
Organism: Daphnia pulex (common water flea)
Lineage: Eukaryota; Metazoa; Arthropoda; Branchiopoda; Diplostraca; Daphniidae
Product: cuticle protein 3-like
Exons: 3
Coding region: 70-660 (196 amino acids)
Cellular component (GO): chitin-based extracellular matrix
Molecular function (GO): structural constituent of chitin-based larval cuticle
Source: RefSeq, a predicted model, not a curated record
CCUGACUAUAUAAAGUAAGACAUAGAAAAAGAAAAGCGUCAGUUGUUCAACAAAUCAACCGAAUUCAACAUGAAGCUGUUCAUUAUCGCCGCUGUCUUAGCCGUUGCUACCGCUGCCAGCUACAAGCCGGCAUACAAGCCACCCACCUACUCCGCACCGGCCUACUCCAAACCAGCCUACUCUGCCCCAGCCUACUCUGCCCCAGCUUACUCUGCCCCAGCUUACCCAGCACCUGCCUACUCUGCCCCAGCAUACAAGGAUAACAAAUACGCUGACAUCACCAUCACCAGCCAAUCUGAUGAGCGCAAUCUCGAUGGCAGCAGCCAAUGGAGCUCCGCCCAGUCUGACUACACCACCCGCGAGGAAUCUCAGGUCCAGAAGAAGAUGCAAGGAGUCAAGUAUGACUCUUACGGCAAAGCCACCUACGAGGACGUUAUGGGCAACACCAACAAGGGAUCUUCUUACUGGGUUUCCCCUGAAGGCCAGAAAUUCACUUUGACCUGGUCUGCCGAUGAUGCCGGUUUCCAGCCAAAGGGUGACCAUUUGCCCGUCGCUCCCGUCCAUGAAUACGAGCUCCCAGUUGCUCCCGUCCAUGAAUACGAACUCCCCGUUGCCCCCGUCCACAUUCCCUUCAACGGAAAGGGCUACAAGAUCUAUUAAGUUAUUGAUAUUGACCUGAUUGCAAAAUUAAUUUAUUCUCAUGUAUUCUCUGCCAUCGACAUUAUUAUGUGUUUGGUGUCGAUAAAUACGUGUAAAUACAAAAACAAAUUAUCAUUUUAA